Molecule: messenger RNA, 4651 nt
Organism: Petromyzon marinus (sea lamprey)
Lineage: Eukaryota; Metazoa; Chordata; Hyperoartia; Petromyzontiformes; Petromyzontidae
Product: fasciculation and elongation protein zeta-2-like
Cellular component (GO): cytoplasm; axon
Source: RefSeq, a predicted model, not a curated record
AGGAGGAGGCUGAGGCGGCUGAGGAGGCGGGAGACAACGAGAGGCGGGAGACAACAAGAGGCCGGACACCGGAGGAGGAGGCAGACACUGGAGGAGGAGACGGAGACCGAAGGAGGAGAGAGAGACAGUGAUGAGAGGCGCGAACAUGGCCGCGCCGCUGGCCCACUUCGACGAGGACUGGCAGGACUUUAACGAGUUCAAGCCGCCUCUCUCGGCCGCCUCCAAGCUCGACGAUUCGCUCAACUCGAACGCGGCCAACGCCGCCGACGAGGACGACGACGACGGCGAUGGUAGUGGUGGUCGCGAUGCGUGUGGUGGUGGAGGAGGAGGAACCGGGGUGGUGAAGGUGGCCUGCUCAACCUCGGAAGAGCUGGGGGAGCUGGACAACUUCUCGGGAGACAUGGGCUGCAGUUUCCAGUCGAUGGAGGACCUGGUGAGCGGCUUCGAGGAGCAGCUCACCGCCUGCUUCAGGAACUUCAACGCCCCCACCGAGGCGCUGGCCCCGGUGCGAGCCCUGGGGGAGGCGGAGGGGCUCCGAGACGACGAGCUGUGGAACAAGGUGACGGACAACUACGGGAACGUCAUGCCCGUGGACUGGAACAGCUCUCACACAAGGACACUUUAUUUGCCAACUCUCAACCUCAACCAGAAGAAGGAGAAGGAGGGUGUUAACCUGGAUCUCUCCGACGACGAGGAGCUACGCGAUCAGUUGGACAUGCACUCCAUCAUCGUGUCCUGCAUGCAGCCAGAGGAGCCGCUCUUCACCGCCGAGCAGGUGAUUGAGGAGCUCGAGGAGAUGAUGCAGGAGUCACCAGACCCAGAGCCAGAGGGUGUGCUUACACCAGGCCAGUCCGACCGCCUCUCACUGCUCUCCCUGGAGGUGGCAGCUCUCAAGCAGUCUCCCGUGUCUGAUAAGGGUGCGCCGGCUGACGCGCUUAAGGGCCUGUCCGUGGCCCGGCUCAUGGAGAUGCUGGAGGACAUGGAGACAGCGGUUCGCACGUUUUCUGAGGAACUCAUCCAGCAGCUUGCACUGAGGGACGAGCUCGAGUUCGAGAAGGAGGUGAAGAAUAGCUUCAUCGCCGCCCUGGUGGAGGUGCAGAACAAGCAGAAGGAGUUCCGAGACAUCAUGAAGAAGAAGAGGAGAAGCAAUGGUGCCUCGCCAAGCCACCGCCGUGACAAGGGGACCAUUGCGCCUGGCACAUACUUGACGACCGUGAUUCCGUAUGAAGACAAGGAAGAGCCACCAUCUGUCCAGCAGCUGCAGGUCCUCAUUAAGAUCUUGAAAGCAAUGAAGGAUGACAGUGACAGAGUUCCCAGCUUGCUAACCGACUACAUUCUAAAAGCAGUCAUGUGAUAGCGGAACAACAUGAGGGCAUUGUGGUGCCUCUGCCCUGCCCUAAGUGCUGUGUCCUACGUAAGCUGUCGUGCCCUGGAACACCCACACAUGAAGCAAAGUUACUCAUCUCAGAAUGCCACCGCUGUUACCUUGGCUCCAUUCCAGCAGCAGGUGCUAAUCCAGCCCUACUCUUCACAGCAAGCACAUUGACAGCGAAGGGCACAGCUGCACCCAUAACUGUCAUUCUUCCCAUGCGAGUGCGAUCGGUGCUGUCUGUCACCGAGUGGAGUUGCUGAGUAUUCCCAACGUCUGUGAUACGUAUGGAGGCAGGAGUGGCCAUGCCUCACCUCUGUGGAAAUGGAGCCAACCUUACAGCUGUUGAUUGUCAUUGCUCCCCUUUUUACUGAUAUCAAAUGUUUUACAAAUCAAAGCUUUUAAAAGUCAAACUUUGUUACCAGGUUAGAAAACGUGUUACAUAGGUGGCAUAAUUAUUAAUAGAGCAGAUAUUUUAAUAUUAGUGCAUGGCUGUCUGCGUGUGUGUGCGCGCUUCUCUGCUAGUUAUAUAACUGGUAUAUAUGUAAGAACAACAUCUUCACAGUAUUUUUUUUUAUCUACGAAAGAGCUGUUGGUAAUACUACAUUACAUAUGAUUAUUACCUUCAAUUGUAAUUGUACGUAAUGAAUUGUGUUUAAACAAGAAGCUAAAUCAGGUCUGGACUGCCAAUCUCAGUGCCAAAAUAACAGUUCAGGGCAACUCCUUAUAUUUUUAGGUUUUUUUUAAAUGCAUGUUUCAAGUACUGUAUACUGAAUUCCCCAGUUGUGUCUUGCCACACACGCUGAUGGCUGUAGCCAUGUGGCUUCAUAAUGUCACCUUGACUUGGCUCUUUAAGCAUUGGCCUUCGGUGUUGAUUUUUUUUAGCUAUACCACAACACUCAUCAUCAGUGUGCUUAACUGAAGCAUAGGGUUUAGCAAAACAUUUCUUACGACCGCUUGCUUUGUUUACUGGCUGGAAUAUAAUGACAGUGAUAAUUGGCAGCCCUUUUUAAGUCCACUCGUGGAUUGAAGGUGCACUCCACCAUGGAUAAGGUAGAGGGACUUUUACUUUGAAUCGGUGCACUGCAUACCGUGUGCUACGCACAGAUGCACACGUUAUAUCUAUGUUCUAAUCACUCUAAACUACGUUAUGUGUGAUACACACGCACAUCAUUUGUUUUACUUGAAUUGGCAAUCUGUCGAAAAGGCAAUUUUUCAAGUGCAUGACGUUUGUCACAACCUAAUUUUGGACAUGAACUGAGAAGCUUUGUGCACGUGGAAAGGCGUUCUGUGGUGGAGAGUGAGGACCAUAGUUUGGGAAACGUUGCUGUGAAGAAACCACAAAUAGACCCCGAAAGAUUGCCUCCGUUAAUUCUGUAACAAUACCAAGCUGAUCGCGGAUCAGUGUUGCAUUCAUUUUUGCUGAACUGACUGUGCAAGUGCUUGUGAACCCCCCCCCCCCUCCAUCUGCUUAAUCGCACACUUUCAAUAUUGUCCGUUUGGAGUGGCUUUCAGUGCAAGUAUAAUUUAAAACUAAGGUUGGCUAAAUAAAUAAUAAUAAAUGUGCUCAUGAAAGGCUUCUUAGCUGUUGUCAAGUUAUGGUCUGGCUGUUCUGAGAUUGCAGUGCUAGAUGUGAAUAUAAACAUCUUUGGUGGUCAGCCGUCUUGCGGUAAAGAAUCAAUGAUGUUAUGCAGUAGACCUACUGUAUAGCCAUCAAAGAAACAACAAUUCACAAAGAACAUAUACUAAAUUAUAUACUCUGUAACUUUAAUAUUAAAAACCAGGGCUUAACAAGCAGUUAAUCUUAACACGUGUGUGUAUAACACUUCAGUAAAAAGAACACUUGGCUUCCAUUUUAAUAUGUUCAUGUCACUUGCGUUGUUUUCUAUCUGUUUCUACGAAAUACACAAUACAUGGUUAAUUAAAACUUUAUUUGUUUUUAAACUAGAAAAUUAGUGAGCAGCUGUAUAACUAAUGGUAAUUUGUCAGAUUUGCGACUUUAAUCAGAUUCAAGUGUGCUGUUAUCAACUGAAACCGUUGCAAAUGGAACAGUAUUAUGGCAGAGUUGAUCAAUGGGAACACAGUUGAGUCAUUACAUGUUAUAUUUAUUGUAUUUUUUUUUAUUUUGCGUUAAUGUCGGCAUUAUUUUGCAGAUGUUUAUUUUUAUCGUAGUAUGCUACAUAUAACCUGUUACAAACAUUCUUCAAAGAUUUUAAACUAAUGCUUCAAAUUGGGUCUCCUGCUCAAUUGACGUGGCCACACUAAUUGAAGCAGAGAUUUACAUUGCAGUGUAAACGGGUUCGAUGUAGACUUUAGUCUGGGCAAUUUAGCCAUGACCUACGAAAUGAAAAUUAUGUUGAUGUGAAAUGGGUCAAAUCAGCUGUGUGGCACUGUCGUGUUUUACAUAUUAGCAGUUGAAUUUGUGCUGUGAUGUCAAGUGGUAUUUGCUUAAAUUAAUUCCACGUUAUUAAUGUGCAAUACUUUUUGUUGAAAUAUGUUUGCCUCAUUGCAAGCUCUUUAAUUUACAUUUUUUUUUAUGUUUUUGUGUGUCCAUUAGAUGUUUAAAUUAUGAACUAUUUGUAAGUGGUUGAAUGUGUUUUAUGACGUGAACAUUGAAACUCGGUUGAGAUCAGUUGGAAGUGGUUUAAUUCGAAGGAAAUUUUGAAAGUGUAAAUGUAAUGCGUAGAGGGAAGUGUAGGUUUUGUUUAUUUUCAAGGUUGGACACAAGAAACAUCUGAAGAAUUUGGUGUGGAGUGUUGGAAUUUCAGAUUGGAAAAGCAGAGAUUAUGGACGAAUGUCACAGUACAGUAUUGCAAUUGUUUUAAUGUACACAACAUAGCCAGUGAGCAAAAUUAAUGCAUCAAUUUUAUGCAUAUGCAAAAGCAUCGUUUGACAUAACACCAGUUUAUAGUCGUAUAGAGUUGAAGUAAGCAUUAUGAACUAUUACUCGAUAAUAAACGUAUGUUUAAGAUUAGCACGCUAAAUGAUAUACAAGCAUAUUUAAUCUGAACAAAAGCAUUCUGGGAGAUAUAUUUAUCUUUGGGAUCCUUAACCUGCGGUUUCAUUAUAUGAAUUUCUGAAUUGCAGAAUGCUUGGCUAAUUUCCGUGUAUUUAUCACCUUGCCGUUUUCAUAGAUCAAAACUAAGGACCACGCAGUUAAAUUUAAUUUUGCUGUGCAUGUAAUUGCUAUAAUGUGAGUCGUGUAACAAUAUAUGUCGUGAAUGAUUGCUUUUAUUUGUGGAGACAAUAGCAUGAAUAAAACUUUGUAUAAAGCAGCAAUUA